AUGUCUUUGGCUAGGCCAUCUUUGAAGUCGAUCACGUUCGUACUCGCAGGUCGAACAACACUAUCAGAACAUUGCCCUACAGAACACAUCGAAGUUGACUACGCUAUCGCCGAACGCUCACCGUACCUUCGCAUCUACCUCCCACAGCGGGUACGCGAUGACCGACCUCUGCUUCCGAUCCAACUUGGAGAUGUAGAUCCGGCAGGCUUCAAGCUCUACGUCGAGUGGCUCACAACCGGCAUUGUCAAGUUCUCUGAUAAACGAUCCCUCCAGCUGGACUCCUGUAUCGACCUCAUAUACGCGCACAUCGUCGGCUCCGCAUUUUCGCAACCGAACUUCCAAGACUACAUCAUCGACAAGUUAGCUUUCGUUCUGGACCCGGCGCAAACGUUCGAUCAAAAGAUUCUUGAAAUGCUGUAUUUGGAAAAGCACGCGUCGACGUUACUGCGAAAGUUUGUUACGGACAAGAUGUUCGCGUACGAUAGGAGGAUGCUGGGUAUGCUACGGAAUUCCGUGGAGGACAUUGUGACGGGGAGUAGUGACGUGAAGGGAUGCGAGCAAAGCAAAGACCCCUUCGAGAACGGACAAGUCAUCAAAAGUUUUCGACACGAAGCACCGUCCAUCGACGGAAAAGCGUCGAUCUCAGGCAAACAAGCUCGCAUCGCAACUCAAAAUUCCCUCCUUACAUACCAUGACCGAACAAAAUCUACGUCACCAAGAAUCGACCGUACGGUCUCGGAACUUGCGAAGUCCCCGGCUCUCAACGAGAUCGUUGACCCCUGA
Alternaria triticimaculans is the source of this 783-nucleotide messenger RNA. RefSeq lists its product as uncharacterized. The transcript has 2 exons. Bases 1 to 783 code for a protein of 260 amino acids. The record is from RefSeq and is a predicted model, not a curated record. Lineage: Eukaryota; Fungi; Ascomycota; Dothideomycetes; Pleosporales; Pleosporaceae.